AUGUUGGGAAUUGCCACAGACAGCAAGUUCGUGAAAAAAUGUGCUACCGAAUGGGGGCCCAUAUGGGAGAAAAAUGGAUGGAAGCUAUCUACUGGACAACCGGUGAAGCUGCGUGAACCGGUUGAGCGUCUGCUCGAGGCAACCAGAGAUUCGGACGUGGAUGUUGCCUGGGUACGGCGUACGAUUGAUGUCUCUCAGUCCAACAGAAGCGGACUAGCGGACUAUUUUGACAUGGCGACCUAUACGAUUGAAACGAAGUCCACGAAAGCGUUCCCUGACCAGAAGCCGGGAACAAGCGGGCUCCGCAAGCCCACUAAGACAUUCAUGCAACCGAUGUAUACGGAGAAUUUUGUACAAUCUAUCUUAACUGCUGCUUUGCAUGACAUGUUGGAAACGCGCCAACAUGUACGUUUGGUUCUCGGCGGUGACGGUCGAUAUUUCGUGAAAGAAUCACUACUGCAAAUUAUUAUUCCAAUGUGUGCUGCCAAUGGGGUCUCUGAGGUGCUAGUGGGGCAAUCGGGCAUUCUUUCCACUCCCGCCGCGUCGUGCGUCAUUCGAAAGUAUAAUUUAAACGGUGGCAUUAUUCUGACUGCAAGUCACAAUCCGGGUGGCGUGGAUGCGGAUUUCGGAAUCAAAUAUAACUGUGAGAACGGCGGUCCCGCGCCGGAAAAGGUGACCAAUAAAAUCUACGAAAUCUCCAAAAGUCUGAGCAGCUACAAAACGCUCGUUGAACCCAUGCAGUUGAAUUUGGAUGUGAUUGGAACCUCAGAAUUUCAUCUGAAUAACGGACAAGUAUUUCGAGUGAAUGUAAUCAGCAGCGUGGAUGAUUAUACAGCGUAUAUUGGUACAUUGUUCGACUUUGGUGCGAUCAGGAACUUGUUGAGCGGAACUGGCGGUAAUCCGCCAUUCAAGCUUUUAGUCAGUGGAUUACAUGGAGUUACGGGCCCCUACAUAAAGGAAAUAUUCUGCAAACAGUUGGGCAUGCCGGCCAAUUGUGCUCUGAAAGCUGAACCACUGGUCGAUUUUGGCAAGGGACAUCCGGAUCCAAAUUUGACCUAUGCGGCAGAUUUGGUUCAGGCUGUAGUAAACGAUCCGACCGUGUCGUUUGCGGCCGCAUUCGACGGAGACGGUGACCGGAACAUGUUGAUCGGGCAACGCGGAUUCUUUAUCUCCCCCUGUGACUCACUAGCAGUGAUCGCAGAUAACGCUGCAUCAAUCAAAUAUUUCCAGCAAACUGGAUUGCGCGGAUGCGCACGCAGUAUGCCGACGAGUCGUGCUCUUGAUCGUGUGCUUCUGUGCGGUCGUGCAACACUUUUAUAUCGUUUGGCAAUGGAAUCAUGGCGUCUUGCAUUUGCAAAAUUCUACGCGUAUAAUGCAGAACAAGGUGAAUUCCAGUUCACACGACUGUGA
Messenger RNA from Echinostoma caproni, 1410 nucleotides. NCBI's taxonomy places the organism in Eukaryota, Metazoa, Platyhelminthes, Trematoda, Plagiorchiida, Echinostomatidae. The record is from the annotation of a GenBank genome assembly.